Molecule: messenger RNA, 1329 nt
Organism: Cladocopium goreaui
Lineage: Eukaryota; Dinophyceae; Suessiales; Symbiodiniaceae
Source: the annotation of a GenBank genome assembly
AUGAAUACUAACACUGACAUCAUUGACCAAUUGAUUGGACAUUUUCUGGGUCACUUGCACCCCCCAGUUCCACGCGUUCCACAGGGCCCAUUGCUUCACUGGAAGACUUUGGGUUCCCAUGGCUUUGGUGCUGUGGUCAUUGGACUGAAGGCCAAGGACCUCCAGUCUUCACGUCUUCGCCGGGCUUUGGUGGACUUGUGGCGAGGUCGGAAGGGGCUUCUGGUGCUCAAGGAUUUGCCUGGACUCACACCAGACGAGUUGCUGGAGUUCACCAGUUCUUUCGGAUCGGUGGAGGAAGCCUUAGCGGCUUCCCGCUCCAGGGCGCAGGUCACACAUCCGGGGCGCGCUGCGGUGCCAGGGGUGGUGAUGAGGCUGGGGAACAGCCGUGAUCCCACGACAAACGAGCUGAACGCCUCCUUCACCUUGAGCGCUCAGCUGCCGACCUUUUCGAGUGGGCCUGAGGCGUGCCGCUUUAACCCAUCCACCAAAACGCCAAUUUGGCACACAGAUGGGACGUACCGUUUGCGGCCACCCACCGGUUCCAUGUUGCGUGAACCCACUUUGCUAGGCAAUUUUGGAUGGAGUAGUAGUCAAGGGAGGCUGCCCACAUUGAUCCGCCAUGUGUGCCAGUUUGAUUCCGUCUCCAGACAGCCCAACUGGCAUACAGACGCAACCUUUCGCGAGCGGCCGCCCACCGGUUCGAUGUUGUAUGCGGUCCAAGUACCCCCCGUGGGUGGUGACACCUGCUUCGCGGAUGCUUCAAAAGCCUUUACCACCUUGCCGAAAGACACGCAAAGGAGGCUUGAAGGUUUGGAGGCGCUCUGUAGCCAGGCUCACCAUGAUGCACUUCACAAUGUGAAAAAACCAGGCACCUAUGUCUUGAUGAACGCUGAGCAGCGCGCAAAGAUGCCUUUGAUGGCGGUUCCAUUGGUUCUCACCCACCCUGAAACAAAGCGAAAGUCUCUCUAUGGCGCCAAUAGCAGCGUCUUUCUGAUCCAACCGCUCAACUCUCCUGCUCCGUUAACGGAACUUCUCAAUCGUGCGGAAGGUGCUGAGGCCUUUGAAGAUCCUUCAGUGGAUCGAGAACUUCGAUCCUUGCUUCCACACGCUACAGGACCUGACUUUGUGGUACGGUGGCACUGGAACGUUGGCGACUUGGUCAUUUGGGACAACCGAUGCACCAUGCAUUGUGCCACAGGAUUUGAUCACGAGACCUUCGUGAGAGAGAUGUGGCGCACCACAUUUCAUGACAUGUCCUGGCAGCCACCAGUGCGCAAAGUACCUCGAGAGUGAGAAAAAUCGAGGCGGCCACGCUUGCUUAGUGAUUUU